AUGUGUUCUCUCAAACUCUCUCUCCCAAACUCUCAAACUCUCUCACACCACACACACUCUCACUCUCUCUCUCUCUCUCUCAAACUCUCACUCUCAAACUCUCUCUCUCACUCUCUCUCUCUCUCAAACUCUCUCUCUCUAACUCUCUCUCUCUCACUCUCUCUCUCUCACUCUCUCUCACUCUCUCUCUCUCUCAAACUCUCUCUUUCGCGAAUCAACAUCAAAACAGCAUCUGGGUGGCCCUCGGAUGACGACUCGGACCAAGGACCCGCGGACAGGGACUUGGGUCUGGCGCGAGAGGAAUUGGUGGGUGGUCGAACCAACAUGAGCACCACGGAGCGGGGGCGAAUCUACGAGGAACAUGUCCAAGCGUGCUUGCAGCCCCUCUUUCAGCUCGAUUUUGAGCGCAUUGGCGGGGCCGGUGACCGAGGCAUUGAUCUGCACGCCGUCUGGCGCCGCCACGGAGCUGAAGUCAUUGUCCAGUGCAAGCAUUUUGCCAAACCCUUGGCACCAGAGCAAGUGCGGGAAAUCAUGGGAAUGAUGGCAGUCCAGGCUUCCCUCAGGACCAACGUCAAGCUUCUUGGGGUCGUGGCCGCCUCCAAUGGGCAGCACUCAAAGAGCUUAAAAGCAACACGAUUGCCCUCUGCCUCCUCCAUCUACCCCUCAACCAUCAUGAACCAGAGCAAUGCUGACAAAACUCCCGAUGGAAGCCGCCUGGAUCAAAGACCCCUCAUCGACAAACACAUUCUCCCCAAUGGACAGCGGCAGAAAGGUCAGGGGCCUAGACAAGCAAAGGCAGCCAAAAGUAACGGUGAGGACGAACAAAGAUCCUGCUUCGGGGAGAACAUCUCCGUAACGCAGCUGAGCUGGCGAUGCAUCGACCAACCGUUGAACGCGAAUGUUGGCCAGGUCGCCUCGGAUGACACAAUCUUCCUCCACGACGGUCUGACCCAGACAGACGGUUUGCAGAGAGCAGCAAGAGGAGGACCAGUGUCGGGUAAGGCACAGCAACCCGGCGCCCGAUCCUAUCCCCACCCCCCGCUAUACCACUACAACCCCGCCACAAAGCCUUGCACCGGCCCGACAGUCACAGUCCCACGCUGUGCGAUCGCCGCAAUGCGCCGUAUCACUGGUAAACGACCGGCUCUGCCUGCCAAAUGCCUCUCUCUCUCCCUCUCUCUCUCGAGCUCUCUCUCUCUCAAGCCUCAAGCUCUCUCUCUCUCUCGCAAGCUCUCUCUCUCAAGCUUUCUCUCUCAAGCUUUCUCUCUCAAGCUCUCUCUCUCAAGCUCUCUCAAUCUCUCUCUCUUCUCUCUCUCUCUCUUCUCUCUCGGAAGUUGUACUUGA
This is a messenger RNA of Monosiga brevicollis MX1, 1344 nucleotides long. RefSeq lists its product as uncharacterized. The coding region runs from base 1 to 1344 and encodes 447 amino acids. The record is from RefSeq and is a predicted model, not a curated record. Gene Ontology annotation, cellular component: mitochondrion. The transcript has 8 exons. Lineage: Eukaryota; Choanoflagellata; Craspedida; Salpingoecidae.